CUCUGUUUACAUACGUUUUUACCUUUUUUGCUAAUCAUAAUCUCUUCAUUCACACACAAAUUGCCUUGCAAAACUCGACGUCGUUGCGUCGUCCCCUGAGAGAGAAACAUUAAAAAAAAAAAACAAAAGCUGAGUGAGUCUGUGACAAAUGCAGGUGAUCGUGCGGUCGAGUGAUGCCUUCUCGGUUUAAGGGAGUUUGGAGACGAGGAGGUUGUUUUGGGUGUCUCCGGUAUGGGUGGUUUGAGUCCGACGAUGAUGGCGACAAAGGCGGCCGGUUGUGGCGGCGGCGCUAAUGGCGGGGGUGCAAGUGGUAACUGCUGCGACAUGAGCGUGAGGUGCUGGUGCAGAUGGCACUGUAAGGACCACCAGCACGGUGGUCACCACCGCCUCCUCUCCUCUGGGUUCCUUUUCUUCUUGGGGUGCUUCGUGCUGUUGGGAUCGAUUGGCAUGCUCUACGCCUGGCUGGCCUUUACGCCCACCUUCCGUACCACCCUGGCUGGUUCUCGACCCUCCUCCUCGUUGCUUGGGUGCCAGGAGGACAAUGAGGGGUCCUGGUCGGUUGGUGUUUUCUACGGGGAUUCUCCCUUCUCUCUCAAACCUAUCGAGGCGAUGAACGUGUGGAAAGAUGGGAGUGCGGCCUGGCCGGUGGCUAACCCUGUACUAACAUGUGCUUCGGUUUCUGAUGCUGGCUUCCCUAGCAACUUUGUUGCUGACCCUUUUCUUUAUAUUAAGGGCGAUACACUUUACCUCUUCUAUGAAACCAAGAAUUCCAUCACUUUGCAAGGAGACAUUGGAGUCGCUAAAAGUACUGAUAAGGGAGCAAGUUGGCAACAAGUGGGCAUUGCCUUGGAUGAGGACUGGCAUCUCUCUUAUCCAUAUGUCUUCAACUACCUUGGCCAAAUUUAUAUGAUGCCUGAGAGUAGCGAGAAAGGAGAACUUCGUCUUUACCGUGCACUCAACUUUCCGUUGCAAUGGACACUGGAAAAGGUCAUCAUGAAGAAGCCCCUUGUCGAUUCCUUCAUUAUUGACUAUAAUGGAAAGCAUUGGCUUUUUGGUUCGGAUCACAGUGGUUUUGGUGCCAGCAAGAAUGGACAGCUGGAGAUCUGGUAUAGCAACUCACCAUUUGGUCCUUGGAAACCACACAAGAAGAAUCCUGUAUAUAAUGCUGACAAGAGCUUGGGGGCUCGGAAUGGAGGGAGACCAUUUGUCUACAAUGGAAGCCUUUAUCGCAUUGGCCAAGACUGUGGUGAAACAUAUGGGAGACGAGUGCGCAUCUUCAAUGUAGAAGUUCUUACAGUUGAUGAAUUUAAAGAAGUUGAAGUCCCCUUCGGCUUAACGGAGCCUAAUAAAGGUCGUAACUCUUGGAAUGGUCGUCGCUAUCAUCAACUUGAUGUGCAGCGAUUAAGUUCUGGUGAAUGGGUUGGGGUUAUGGAUGGGGACCGUGUACCUUCAGGAGAUCCAUUCUGGCGGUUUAUUCUUGGUUGUGCUUCAGUUGCAGUUGUUGCUGUACUUGUCAUACUGCUUGGCGUGCUACUUGGAGCUGUGAAGUGUAUUAUUCCCCUGAACUGGUGCGUUCACAACUUGGGAAAGAGAAGCUAUGCUUUCUUGGCAUGGGAAAGGUCAAAUCUGCUUUCUUCCAAACUGAGACGGUUUUGCAGCCGCUUGAACAGAGCACCUUCAUUUCUCCGAGGACGGAUAAGACCUAAUACAUGUGUUGGAAGACUAGUUAUCGCUAUAAUUGUUGUUAUAGGCAUUGCAUUAAUGUGUACAGGGGUUAAGUAUAUCUAUGGUGGCAACGGUGCUGAGGAAGCUUACCUGUGGAAAGGCCACUAUUCACAGUUCACGUUAUUAACAAUGACAUAUGAUGCUAGGAUCUGGAAUUUGAAAAUGUAUGUGAAGCAUUACUCAAGGUGCUCUUCGGUGCGAGAAAUUGUUGUGGUGUGGAAUAAGGGAGUACCUCCCAAACUGAGUGAUCUGGACUCAGCGGUGCCAGUCAGGAUCAGAAUAGAGAAAGAGAACUCACUGAAUAAUCGAUUCAAAAUGGAUCCUUUGAUAAAGACUCGUGCUGUUCUGGAGCUUGAUGACGACAUUAUGAUGACGUGUGAUGAUAUUGAGCGGGGUUUUAAGGUUUGGCGUCAGCACCCAGAUCGUAUUGUGGGGUUCUACCCACGGCUCAUAGAUGGAAGCCCAUUGAAGUACAGGGGUGAGAAAUAUGCCCGAAGACGUAAAGGGUAUAACAUGAUUCUUACAGGGGCAGCUUUCAUAGACAGUCAAGUAGCUUUUGAGAGGUAUUGGGGGGAGGCAGCCAAGCGAGGGAGGGAAUUGGUCGACAAGUACUUCAACUGCGAGGAUGUUCUACUAAAUUUCUUGUAUGCAAAUGCAAGCUCUUCUAGGACUGUAGAAUAUGUAAGACCAGCAUGGGCAAUAGACACAUCGAAGUUAUCUGGUGCAGCGAUUAGCCGAAACACGAAAGUGCAUUACCAGUACAGAAGCAACUGCCUCUUGAAAUUUUCAGAGAUGUAUGGAAGUUUGGCUGGCCGCAAGCUGGAAUUCGACAUGCGGAAGGAUGGCUGGGAUACUUAGCGACACCAAAAAAUGUUAACAGCAGAACUCCGUCUCUUCCAUCCUGUUCUUUCUUCCUUAUUUUGGUAUCAUUUUUGGUUAUUUACUGUUCAUUUAUUUCCCCUGUGUGAAUUGUUUUCGGGGAACUUUAGGUAUAAACAUCUUUUGCAAAAUGUAUAUUGGUUUUGUCAUAGUUUUUGUUUUCACUUUGUUUUCUUGUCGAGAAUUAUAAAGUAUGGGUUAUCUUCACUCUCUC
Molecule: messenger RNA, 2818 nt
Organism: Juglans regia (Persian walnut)
Lineage: Eukaryota; Viridiplantae; Streptophyta; Magnoliopsida; Fagales; Juglandaceae
Product: glucosamine inositolphosphorylceramide transferase 1
Exons: 4
Coding region: 232-2583 (783 amino acids)
Cellular component (GO): membrane
Molecular function (GO): glycosyltransferase activity
Source: RefSeq, a predicted model, not a curated record